CCAUCCGCAUUGUUUUGAAAUCUCUGGUGAAGACACCAUUGCUUCAAACGUAAAAUGCUGUCUUUGUCGUAAACAAGGGGUAAGACAACUACACAAACAAACAACAGAAUCAACCUCUCGGAUUUAAAGUCAUUAUAGAUUCGCUAGGACGUCGACGUUUGCUAAGGCGAUGGCAGCGUCAUCCUCUUCCUCUUCUGCGGGGGGAGUAAGCGGCAGCUCGGUGACAGGCUCUGGGUUCAGUGCUUCAGAGCUCAUCCCUCCAAGGAAAGUCCUCUAUACAUAUCCUAAAGGCGCAGGUGAAAUGAUGGAAGACGGCUCUGACAGAUUUUUAUGUGAGUCUGUAUUCAGCUACCAGGUUGCCUCAACACUGAAACAGGUUAAACAUGAUCAACAAGUGUCUCGAAUGGAGAAACUUGCAAGCUUGGUGGAGGAACUGGAAGCAGAUGAAUGGCGUUACAAACCAAUUGAACAGCUAUUGGGAUUCACACCAUCUUAAAUACAGAGAUAGAGAUCCAGAUGCCUUUGGUUAAUAAAUCAGCCAAAUAUAAGUAAAAGGGAAGGAGAUGGUUUAUUUCAGUUCAUAAAUUAUAUUCCUCCUGUAUGGUUUUAUUCUGUAUCUUAAGUGUGAAAUGUUAUCUGAAGAUGUUGAAUGUGAGAUGUGUCAGUUGUGUGUAUCAUAUGAGCAUGGUUUGCUUUUUGUUUUUUGUUUGUUUUUUAAAAAACAACUAGUCAUGUUUGACCCAGCAUACUAAAAUAAACCCUUGUCAACAAAAAUUCUUAUCGUAUACUAAGAACUAAACAAUUCAGUGUUUUGUAAUAGAUUGUUUUCAACUGGUUUAAGCUAAUGAGGUGUGGCCAGUCCAAUCUUCGUUUAGCCUCAGGCAAAAAAUAUCUUUGGUAACAUAAUAAAUCCCUUGAAGUGAGGGAUUGAUUUCCACAUGGCUGCACUGUAACUUAUAAAUAUGAAAACCUGCUGCCUGUUCAGUCUUUCCUCCUCUCUGUGGGUUCUCACUGCUUCUUGCUGGAAUAGCCCUUGGAGAGAACAAAGAGAACUUGUAAAUAAAGUCAUAUGUCAACA
This is a messenger RNA of Toxotes jaculatrix (banded archerfish), 1078 nucleotides long. RefSeq names its product anaphase promoting complex subunit 16 (gene anapc16). The transcript has 4 exons. NCBI's taxonomy places the organism in Eukaryota, Metazoa, Chordata, Actinopteri, Toxotidae. The record is from RefSeq and is a predicted model, not a curated record. Gene Ontology annotation, biological process: protein ubiquitination. Gene Ontology annotation, cellular component: cytosol; anaphase-promoting complex; kinetochore. The coding region runs from base 170 to 496 and encodes 108 amino acids.